UUUCCAACAUUGUUAACUGACUCCCCUUGUUCUCCCAAAGCUAGAGCAAGCUCAUCAUUAUAAAAGAAUAUCAAAUAAUAUAGAGGUAAGAAAACUUUGGUCUGAGGAGCAACACUUACCAGGAGUCCCCAAAAACCAGAUUCCUGAUGUGAAUUCAUGUCUUCUAUAUGAACAUUUUCAAUUAAUUAAUUACUGCAUUUCUCGGAAAAGGUUCCGUGUUGUUGCCACUGAAUCUCUCGACUCUAUGAUGAUGCAAGCUAGCUCAGACGCAAAAGAAUCAUCUGAUUAUAAUGCUGGAGCUCCUGCAAGCACUGUUCUAUAUGCUAGAUUAAACAGUGGGGAGCUUGUUCUACGCCUUGGCGCAAAUCAUCCUGCUGGAGAUAUGACAUUGUUGGAAACUGGCGAGCCUGUGUAUUCUCCGGUCAGCCAGGAAGGGCCUUUGCUUACUGAAGAUCUUAUCAAGGAAACAGAGGAGUUUGUGCUGCGGACUCGGAGGUUUCCGCUGGCUUCUUCUCGGCACUCUUUAGGUUUCGCCGGCUCGAUGAAAGUUUCUUCCGGCCCCGCGGGGUGGUGCUCCUUGGAGUGGUAGUCUUGACAAUCUUGGCACGAUUCGACUUAGGAUCUUCAGAAGAAAUUGGUGUUCCUGUCGGCGCUGCCAUUUCCACCUCUUCCACUUUUCUCAAAACCUACAGUGGGUUUUGAUAUCUGAGUCGGACUUG
Molecule: messenger RNA, 719 nt
Organism: Vigna angularis (adzuki bean)
Lineage: Eukaryota; Viridiplantae; Streptophyta; Magnoliopsida; Fabales; Fabaceae
Exons: 4
Coding region: 245-589 (114 amino acids)
Biological process (GO): positive regulation of GTPase activity
Molecular function (GO): GTPase activator activity
Source: RefSeq, a predicted model, not a curated record